Phragmites australis (common reed) is the source of this 1704-nucleotide messenger RNA. Its product is annotated as chlorophyll synthase, chloroplastic. The transcript has 15 exons. Gene Ontology annotation, biological process: chlorophyll biosynthetic process. NCBI's taxonomy places the organism in Eukaryota, Viridiplantae, Streptophyta, Magnoliopsida, Poales, Poaceae. The record is from RefSeq and is a predicted model, not a curated record. Gene Ontology annotation, cellular component: membrane. Gene Ontology annotation, molecular function: chlorophyll synthetase activity. The coding region runs from base 63 to 1202 and encodes 379 amino acids.
GUCUAAACCUUGACGCCAGGCGUUAUCGGUUAUCCUCCGUUCUCACUCCCCAGCUAGUCCCCAUGACCGCCGCCCACCUCCUCGCUGCCGCCGCCGCCGCCGCCGCCUCCUCCUCCACCGCCUUCCGACCUCCUCUCCGCUGCCUCUCGCGACAGGCCCCUCCUGCUCUCCGGCUCAACCGGAGGCGGCCGUUCUCGGCGGUCCGCGCGGCCGAGACCGAUGCCAAAGAUGCGAAGCCCAAUGCCCCGGAGAAGGCGCCGGCGGCCUCCGGAUCGAGCUUCAACCAGCUGCUCGGCAUCAAGGGCGCCAAGCAGGAGAGCGACAUAUGGAAGAUCCGUCUUCAACUUACUAAGCCAGUGACGUGGCCUCCACUUGUAUGGGGAGUUCUCUGUGGAGCAGCUGCUUCUGGAAAUUUCCACUGGACAGUUGAAGAUGUCGCAAAAUCUAUAGUAUGCAUGAUAAUGUCUGGUCCAUGCCUUACAGGAUACACACAGACAAUUAACGACUGGUACGAUCGAGACAUUGAUGCAAUUAAUGAGCCUUAUCGUCCUAUUCCUUCGGGUGCUAUAUCAGAAAAUGAGGUAAUAACUCAGAUCUGGGUGCUAUUAUUAGCAGGGCUUGGAUUGGGUGCUUUGUUGGAUAUAUGGGCAGGGCAUGAUUUUCCUAUUAUUUUUUAUCUUGCUGUGGGUGGCUCCUUACUUUCUUACAUAUAUUCAGCACCACCUCUCAAGCUCAAGCAGAAUGGAUGGAUUGGGAACUUCGCUCUGGGUGCGAGUUACAUUAGCUUGCCCUGGUGGGCUGGCCAGGCAUUAUUUGGCACUCUUACUCCUGAUAUUGUUGUUCUGACUACUUUGUACAGCAUAGCUGGGCUAGGGAUUGCUAUUGUGAAUGAUUUUAAAAGCAUUGAAGGAGAUAGAACUCUGGGGCUUCAGUCACUUCCUGUUGCUUUUGGGAUGGAAACUGCAAAAUGGAUAUGCGUUGGAGCAAUUGACAUCACUCAAUUAUCUGUUGCAGGCUAUCUACUGAGCACUGGCAAGCUGUAUUAUGCCCUGGCGCUGCUUGGACUAACAAUUCCUCAGGUGGUCUUUCAGUUCCAGUACUUCCUGAAGGACCCUGUGAAGUAUGAUGUCAAAUACCAGGCAAGUGCGCAACCGUUCUUUGUCUUGGGCCUGCUCGUGACCGCCCUGGCGACCAGCCACUGAUGAAAGCAUCCACGACCUGAACUGAAACCGUAAGGCUUCUGCAGAGGAGACAGGUUGUGCUAGUGUUGGUGAAAUAAGGUUUCAGCGGCUACCUAUUGCCUACAUGGGUUAGCUGCCUGUGGGCAAGGUAGGAUAGUCUCCUUGGUUCCUAGAAUGCGGAUGGAAUUUUGGGUUACGUGAUGCAGGUGAUGCAGAAAAAGGGCUAGCGUUUGUAGCAGUAGAGGUCAGUAGAUGCACGCUAGACUGUUGUGCUCUCAGUCAGCCUCAGUCGGCUGUAACUUCGCACUGCUUUGAGCUUACUGUUUUGUGACUGAAAUAUAGGUGCUUCGAAUGCCGUGCUGCUGUAUUCCCUUGGGAGGUUGAAGCUGAUUUAACCCUGUAAAAACAGGAGCAAGCUGUAUUCCCUUGGGUUUUAAUGUAGUGUGGUUUCUUUCUGCGAAAUCAUGUAACUCUAAUCUACAUGACUCGAUCUAAGGCUGGUUUCAGGAGAGCUCUUCUGACA